AUGGGCGGGCAUGCCAAACGGCCAGAUACUGAGUUGGGGGCUCAGCCCCAGGUGGGUUUGCGAGGAAUUAAUGAGCUCACCAAUAAGUUCGUGGAAAGAGGUUUCCGACCUGAAGAAAAAAACAGGACUUUUGAGGGCGCUUUGGAGUAUUUAUUGGAGGCCUCCCUGGAACAGUUUCUGGCGGCGUAUCGUGGUCUUUUCCCCUUGCCCAUGAAACCUGGAUUUGAUCUCUGCCAGCCGUGGGGCAAUUUUGUGGCAUGGAUUUAUGCUAUCCGCCACGAGGGCAUGCCGGCUGAACAAUCACAACUGGGCAGACGUUUGUAUUAUCAGCUUCGGGUGGCUCAGGCGGCGAAGGAAAACCCCGGAGUCAACAUCCAAACUCUUGCCAAUGCCAUCAGCAAUCCCAGAAAAGAAAAAGACCCCGUUUUUCAGGCGGUUCAGAAAGCGAAGAAACAUUCCGCCC
Molecule: messenger RNA, 463 nt
Organism: Trypanosoma grayi
Lineage: Eukaryota; Euglenozoa; Kinetoplastea; Trypanosomatida; Trypanosomatidae
Exons: 1
Source: RefSeq, a predicted model, not a curated record